Molecule: messenger RNA, 1898 nt
Organism: Exaiptasia diaphana
Lineage: Eukaryota; Metazoa; Cnidaria; Anthozoa; Actiniaria; Aiptasiidae
Product: protein btn-1
Exons: 2
Coding region: 297-1682 (461 amino acids)
Biological process (GO): regulation of intracellular pH
Cellular component (GO): vacuole; membrane
Source: RefSeq, a predicted model, not a curated record
CGUAAGGUAAAAUUCAAUUACCAGCCGCCAACGGCUUUGACUGCAAUAYCAUUAACAACAUACUAGUAUGUACUUUUCAACUGCUUUGAAGAAAAAAAUAUUGAUAAACAGGGUCGUCUUCACCAACGAGUUUUACCGCUCGUGUACGGUUGCCUAACCAACCAAAAAAUUUAAUUCGGUAUUUCGUUAUUUGGUAUUCAAAUUAGUUCUACCACACAGCAAAGGGUUGAUCAUUUUACUGGCGUCGCGUCGUAUUAUGAUUCUUGGACCAGAGAUCAACUAGGUUUUUCGGCAAAAUGGCUGAGGAAUCGAGCGGUCAAGAGAUGGAUUCAUCGGCGGAAGACAAGAUGCCAAAGUACUUGGAUUUUCCUGAAGAAGAUCAGUACGAAAACAACGAACGUGGAGACUUUAUUCGUACGGUGAUCAGCUUCUUUGGUGUUGGCCUAGUUCUCCAUACGUUGUUUAGUGUGAUCAUUGCUGGAUCGCAAGAUCUGCUUGGAGGGACACAGAUACCAACCACGGCAGUUCUUCUUUCCCAUGUAGGACCUAUGGCUCUUGUAAUCUACACUUUCCCCUGGUUCAUGCAGAAAAUUUCAUACUUUAUUCGUGUAAUUGCGAUAUUUAGUUUCAUGGCAUCGGGGUUYCUGGUUAUAACGUUUGUACAGAAUCCUUACGCGAAGUUGGUCGGUGUUGCUCUUAAUGCUGUAGCUCAUUCCCUUGGAGAAGCUACUUUCCUUGCAUUGGGAGCCUUCUAUGGAGAGAUCAGUGUAACCUCUUUUGCUGCUGGGAGCGGAAUUGGAAUCCUCAUUGGGCCUUUAUACUACUUAGGUCUUACAUCAGGUAUCUGUAUAUCUCCACAAGAGACCAUGAUAAUAAUCUCAUGUGGGUCGAUAUUGAUCCUUGUAUGCUACUAUAUCCUAAACAAAGACCGAGUUAAGUCUCACGCCAUCGUAGCCACCUACACCAGUCAUAAAUAUAGCAGCGUACCAACCACGGCAAAGACGCAAGUUCAUGACCCAAGCAAGCUAUCAUGGUGGGAAAAAUGCUCUGCGGCCUGGUCAAUUCUCCCGCUAAUGCUAUCCAUGGGAUUCACUCAGAUCUUCCAGUAUUUGACGGUACAGUCAGUUUUUACCACUCUAGCUUUCACAAACGCCACUAUAGUCAACCCACGUGAUCAUUACGUGUAUUAUAUGUCGUUCUAUGGUGCGGGGGAAUUCCUCUCCAGAUCGUAUCUCAGCUGGAUCUUCUGUUGCAAUCCCGCAAUCUCAGAGACUGUGACUAUUUACAAAACAUGGAUUCCAACGGUYCUAUCCAGUGGUGUAUUCGUGUUGAGUUUCUGUAUAUCUUGGUUCAGGUUCGUUGAAAGCAUGUACUUGAUUAUGUUUUUAGCGUUUGUGGUAGGGAUUCUUAGCGGCUGUGUUUAUUCAAACACACUUGUAACGAUUCAACAAACUAUUGAGCCACGAUAUGAGGAGUUUUGCUUGGGUUUGGUGACCCUGGGGAGCAAUACUGGUGCCUUUGUGGGCAGUUUUGUGGGGCUGUGGCUAGAGCCUUUCUUACGCCAUCGAUGUACAAAGAUAAAACCUAACGCGGUAAAAACCUGCUUUACUCGUUAUGAAACACGAAAAUGGACUCAAGCUAUAUGUGGAGGAAAGGCAGUCGAUAUCAAGAUUGAAAUCUAAUUUAACAUUAAAUGGGGUUUAUUUUUUUAUAAUUUUAUUUUGGAAAAGGAAUAAUAAUAUACUGGCCGUUACCAAGAUUGGGUUGGAUCAUAAACAGUACUGUGAGAAAUCUGAAUUUUUACCUAAAAGUAUUGCUUGUGAAAGGUMGUUCUGGAACUAUAGCCUAUAAAAUCAAUCGAUAGAAAUGUGGGGUUAUAUAAAAAACAAUUUUUUCGA